CCGCGGUCCCGCCUUCCGGGGCGGCCCGGGUCCCGCCUGCAGCCGCUGGGAUGCUCCUGGUCCGGGCGGGGGGUGCUGCGGGCCGGGCCACGCCGCCGCUGGCCGCCCUGUCCUACGUGCUGCGGCUGGAGCGGAGCCGCCGCGCCGCGAUCGUGUUCCCGCUGCAGAAGCUGGUGCGGUACCUGGCGCCCGGCACCGACACGGCGCCGUUCCACCUCUUCCAGCCCGGGCUGGCCGCCCUGCAGCGCUCCGAGGCGCUCUUCAGGUCCGACCGCGGGCAUCCCAUCGACUACGUGAGCUCCGCCGUGCGCAUGGACCAUGCCCCGCCGCCGGCCCUGCCCGAGGUGUGUUUCAUCGGCCGAAGCAAUGUGGGGAAAUCAUCUUUAAUCCGGGCCUUGUUUUCACUGGCUCCGGAAGUGGAAGUUAGAGUGUCAAAAACUCCGGGCCACACCAAGAAGAUGAAUUUCUUCAAAGUAGGGAAGUACUUUACUCUGGUGGAUAUGCCAGGAUAUGGCUAUCGCUCCCCGCAGGACUUUGUUGAGAUGGUGGAGGCCUAUCUGCAGGAACGGCACAACUUGAAGAGAACUUUCCUAUUAGUUGAUGGUGUAGUAGGACUCCAGAAAACAGAUCACAUUGCAGUAGAGAUGCUGGAAGAGUUUGGGAUUCCUUAUGUGAUGGUGUUAACAAAAAUUGACCGAGCUUCCAGGGGAUUAUUGUUAAAGAACGUACUGGAGAUCCAGGAGUUUGUAAAGGAGAGCACUCAAGGAUGCUUUCCUCAGCUGUUCCUGGUCAGCUCUGUGGAGUUUUCGGGGGUUCACUUGCUCAGGUGUUUUGUAGCCCAUGUUACUGGAAACCUGCCCACUGUAGAGGCCAGCUGAAAAGACCUGCUGAUCUGCUUGGCUCAUCAGGAACAAGAGUAGGUGCAGCAGGAUGGCAUGCCUUGCUUGCAGACAUUGGAUUGUCCCUGUUCCACAAGGAUGAAGAAAAGAACACAUCUUUUAUGGGAUCUGCUUUUCCAUGAGUGUUGGCUUGAAACAGAGUGGAAUAAAAGACUGACAUCUAGAGGAGCCCUGUCCUGCACACUGUCAUGAGUCAGUGCUGCAUUUACCUUCUGUUUUGAGAUCAAGCAUGAAUUUCUGCAGCUCCACUUGGAUGAAUUGCCAGAUCUGAGGCACACCAUCCGUGAUCUGUAGUGGCUCUACUCUGGUAGCUGAAGCACAGCACUGUAUGCUUUAGGGGAACUCUGUUCCACAGCAGCUGUCUAAGAGCACCUGAAGCUGUCCAGUUACAAGGCAGAACUGGACAAAAGGACAGCCAUAAAUAGCAGCACUCAUACAGGAGAACUUAGUCUGAAGCUAUGAAGUGCCUGUGUCAAACCCUGGCACUCAAUCUUUGUCAGGUCAAAUGUGGUUAUGCAAUUGUCAGUUACUUGUAUUAAGUGUUUAAACCUCAAAAAAGAAAGUUCUUUUCUAAACCGCUCUGAUAGUGCAAAAGGACUAGAAAUAGCAGUUUCACUAUGCAAUUUCUUGUAACACACUAGUUAUGAGACAAGAUCUGUUUUCAGCAUACAUGUAAGAGGAGAAUAUGAGGAAUGCAGUAAAUGUUGCUCCCUAGCUUCUGCGAUUAAACCUGUAAUUCUGUUAAUAUUUUAUCUCUAAUCCCAAAAUUCUGCAGGGCAAACCAGCCCAUGGGAUGCAUGAUCCUAGAAAUGCAGUAGUAGCUAUACAGAUGGAACAGGUGAAAGUGAACACUUCAGGAAAGGCCUUUUUGUAGAUCCUUUAAACCAGGAUCUUCCAAAAACAUCGGUCUUGUCAAGGCUGUAAUUUUCAGGACCUCAGCCUUGACUGAAGAGCCUCUGAAAAGAGCCCUGAAUAUGUAAAAAUAUACAGUUCUGGUUUUAGUCCCUCUUCAGAACAAAACCCCUUACAUUUCAUUACAGUGCUAGGAAGUCUUUUACUAACCACUUAAAUACAUUAAAUACGUCCAGUUAAUCCAUUUGUAUAAACAAGCUGGAUGUGUGUGCAUGGAACAUUAGGUACCACCGUCUCCAGAAGAAUUAACUUUACCUCUGGACACAUUGUGGUUUUAUUCAGAAGUGCUUCAGAUACUGGAAAUACUCCUGCAUUUUGCUCUCAGCCAUUUGCAGGAGAGAGCACUACAGUUUGAUUCUUGAGUGUGACAGUGCCCCUGUGACAAAACAAUAAAUAAAAUCAAGUCCUCCCCCUAAACAGUAAAA
Messenger RNA from Taeniopygia guttata (zebra finch), 2236 nucleotides. It is a transcript of the gene GTPBP8, whose product is annotated as GTP binding protein 8. The record is from RefSeq and is a predicted model, not a curated record. Gene Ontology annotation, cellular component: mitochondrion. Gene Ontology annotation, molecular function: GTP binding. NCBI's taxonomy places the organism in Eukaryota, Metazoa, Chordata, Aves, Passeriformes, Estrildidae.